This is a messenger RNA of Coturnix japonica (Japanese quail), 2192 nucleotides long. RefSeq names its product zinc finger SWIM-type containing 3 (gene ZSWIM3). NCBI's taxonomy places the organism in Eukaryota, Metazoa, Chordata, Aves, Galliformes, Phasianidae. Gene Ontology annotation, molecular function: zinc ion binding. The record is from RefSeq and is a predicted model, not a curated record.
GGCCUCACGCCAGUUGUGAAAGAACGUCUGUGAUUGGUGGAGCGCCGGGCGGGGCGGUGCCGUAUCGGGUUGAUAAGGGCGGCGGGCCGCCCGGCUCUCGCUCAUUUCGCCAUGGAGCUCGGGGCGCGGUUCCGGACAUACAAGGAGUUCAUGGAGUCGCUGUGCGCCUACCAGCAGGCCUACGGCUCGCACUACAGCCUGCGCAGCUGCACCUCGGUGCGCUUCCACAACCGGGAGUACGGCACGGCCGUUCGCGAGGAUGUGAUGUUCAUGCAGGUGAAGUUUGGUUGUACCCGGACCCAAAAGUACAGUAAGAAAAGGAAGAAGCAUCCCAACCUGUGUCCAGCUUACUUUGUUUUGCAAUAUAACGAGGAAAUAGAUCAACUCGUGAUCAGUGAGUUAUGUGGUGACCAUGUACAUGUGGACACAGAAAUUUUCCUGACCGGAGGCAUAACCAGAGGAGCCAGCACUACAGCGGAUGGCAGCCCUGCAGUCAAACAGCGUAGGCAGCAGCAGCCAGAUGGGACCAAAAGCUCCAAUGAGGUGGAUGAGAACUCACCCGAGACUGAGCAACUUGUGGAUGGAGCAUCUGCACAGUGCAGGAUUCCUGCGCUCUCAGCAUCAGGAGAGGAAAACAACUCUGCCUCAGCAGCAGCCAGAGUCACUGAAGUAGUGAAAAACUGCCUGAAUGCAGACAGCGGGGCACUGGCUUCAGUUGAUGUAGGCAGUGACCAGGGGCUAGAGAGACUCAACUUCCAGACCAGCAAGAUGAAGAGCUUAUUCAUGAAGUUCCCUGCCAGCCUUCUGUUGCACAGGGUGCAGAAUAAGGGCGGACACGUUCUCUAUGUGCUCUUAGUAGAGAGUAAAGAGCGAGUGGGGAAGAUCGUGCACUGGUCAGUCCUGAAAGCUGACACGGGUCAGAGCAUCAGCAAAAUGCUGACUGUUUUCAAGGAGUUCAAUCCUGAGUGGCAAAAGGUGAAGGUUGUUUUUGUGGACGCGUCCUUCCCUCACAGAUCUGUCCUUCAGGAGCUCUUUCCUUCGGCUCAGGUGCUGCUUUCUGUCUACCACACUGUCCGACUGCUUGAGGAAAAGGUGAAUGAGGCAGAAAUGCCACAUAGUGCCAAGCAAGAACUGAAGCUGGCCUUGAAGAAGGCAGUGUUUUCCACUUCGGCUGACAGUCUGGACGCCCUGUCUCACAUGAUGAAGAGCGUGGUUAACGCGGAGCUGUACGAACACCUCCAGGCCAACUGGUUCUCCUGUGAGCUGCUGUGGUACAUGCACACCAAGAAGGGUCUUCAUUCCUGCAGCGCUCACAUUGACAGUCUGGAUCUCAUCACACACCGCCUGUCUGCUCUCUUUGGUCAGUACUCCUCCUUGGAGGCCGGUGUUCUCCAUUUACUGCAGUGUGCCGAGUGUCUCGAUUCCAAACCUCUAGAAAGCUCCAGCUGGACUCCCUCGUGCACCAAGGACUGUCAGAGGGGCUCCCAAGAGAAACCCGAUGCUCAGCUGUGUGCUGCCACCAAAGCAGCCCUUCCUUUGGACUCCCAGGAUCAACAUGAGCCUCUUAAGGACAUAGUGCCCAGCGUGGUGCUGGAGAGGAAGGGCUGCGUGCUGGAGGCGCUGCAGGGCUGCAGGGCGCUGGACUCCCAGCUGUGUGCGGCCGAGUGGGAGGUGGUGCAGGUGUCCACGCAGCUGAUGAGCGCGGUGCGGGGCGGGGUGGAGGUUCGGCUGCUGGAGGACGCGCACCGGGUGAGCAAGGAUUGCUGCGGCUGCAGCUGCUACUUCCAGCAGCGCUACCGCCUGCCCUGCAGACACGUGCUGGCCGUGCUGCACGCCGAGCGCAGGAGCGUGGAGAGCGGCAUGGUGGGACACCGCUGGCAGAGGAAGUACCGGCAGCGCACGGAGAUACCGGACAGCGAGGGGACGGAGCGGGAGGAGGAGCGGGAGGAGCGGCGGGACCGGAUCCAGGCGCUCAGCAAGGAGCUGGCCAACCUGCUGCUGCAGAGCGACGGGCCGCAGCUGGACGAGCGCAGCUCCGCUCUCAGGGCCAUCGUGGACGCCUGGGCCGAGGCAGGUGGGGACAAGGAGCCGGGGGCGGUGAAGGAGGAGCCGGGGGCGGUGGAGGAGGAGGAGGCGGUGGUAAAGGAGGAGGCGGCGGUGCCGGACUCUCCGUGACGGACUCGCCGUGACUC